CUCCAACAGUUAACAUGGAAAAUUUGUAAAUUUUUAGUCCAGAUUGGAUUUUGGUAAAAGAUGAGGGAUGAGAGCAGUGGAAAUCUGGAAUGUGUAUGUUGCUUGCUUCAAGAAGCAUUGUAUGGGAAGAGCAUUUUAAUCCUUCUUGAUGAUGGAUGGGAGCAAGACAUAGUUCAUUGGUUUGCCAAGCUCUGUGAUAAUGAUUGUAAGUAUUUAGUAACAACAAGAGAUGAAUCUGUCUAUGAAAUUACAGAGGCUGAAAAGGUAGAGCUAAACACGGACGAUAUAAAGGAGAUAAGCAAGGCAAUCCUUCUCUAUCAUAGCCUCCUUAGUGAAGAAGAGCUACCGUCUAAAAGCAUGGUGGAAUGUUCAGUUCCUAGUGCUGAGAGCUUACUUGAAAGGUGCGGUCACCACCCUCUAACUGUUGCUGUUAUGGGAAAGGCUCUCAGGAAAGAAAUAAGAGCUGAGAAAUGGACAUUUGAGUUCAGUCUAGAAGCAAUGCCUGUUGACUCUAGAAGGCUCUUCAUCGCUCUUUCUGCUCUUUCAUGGUCAGAACCUGUACCAGAAGCUUGUCUAGAAGCCAUAUGGUCAGUUCUUGGGCAGGAGAGCUUGUUCUCUCUUGUUAUCUGCAAACUUGUUGAAGGGUCCUUAAUAAUGAAAAAUGAAAUGGGUCCCCUGUACCAAGUACAUGACAUGUUAUCCUUAUAUCUUGAUAGCAAGACAACUGAAUCAGUCCAGAUGCUACUAAACCGUUCUGCACCUGAAGAAACCGCAUUUGUUUGCCCCUGGGUUCUUAUUUUCGGAAAAGAGAAAAUUAAAAAACUUGUUGAGCCAAAGAUAGUGGUUUUCCUUGGGGUUUUAAAAGAGAGGCAGGCAGUUAUCACCUUAGAAUCUAUUUUUUGGGCUCUAAUGCUAGCAUAUUGGGACCCAGGAUUACAGAUAUUAUUUCAACUGAUUCAGAAAAUAUUAUUGCAGGCAGAAGUCAUCACAAAUAUAUUUAGCAAGACUGAUUACUGCUAUUAUUUUGCAUCCCUUGAAACUUCUGGUGCAGUUGACAAGUUGACCGUUAUACUGGAAAGCUGUGAGAAUCCUUGUACCAAAAUUAACAUUUUGACUGUCCUUGCAAAGCUUGCAGAAUUUGGAGGCAGGCAGAUCACUGAUAAGGUGCUUCAGAGCAUCCCCUUUAAGCAAUUAUCUAACUUGCUCUCUCCAGAUGCAGUGGAAUGGCACGACAACAUGUUUACAAUAUUGAUGUCACUGACCAAAGGUGGAAAGUCGAAAGCUGUUGAGAGAAUGUGUGAUUUUGAUAUUGAUAAGAAUUUCAUCAAACUUCUCGAGGAUGGAUCUGAGGUAUUGCAGCGCCAUGCUAUUGUCACUUUGAAGGCAUUUUAUGAGCUGGCCCCAAACAGUUCCCUAAAGCCUUCCAAUCUAAGUCUUUUGCCAUGGCAAGUGAGGCUACCUUUGGAAACACCUCAUUCACAAGGUGGUGUGGUGGUGAACGGUGACAAGAAGCAGGUAAUGAAGGCAAUGCAGGAUCUCAUACCUAUUGUUGCAAAAGCUGGAGACCCAAGUUUGCGAGAAUUGAUCAUAGAAAGUCCCCUUAUUAAAAGGCUUUCAGAACUUCUUCAAUCAGGACAUUCGGAACAAAAUUCAAUGAGAUCAGAAUCUGCUUUUCUAUUAAUGAAGCUAGCUUGUUCCGGAGGAGAACCUUUCAUUAAGAAGUUUCCAGGGUACAAUAUCAUUUCAGAGCUGGUGAAAAUGAUGUACUGCCAGGUAACUGAGUUGCAGGAUUCAGCCUAUACGGCCCUACACCAUAUGAUCUUUUGCAAUGGUGGAGGCCUUGUUCUGAACAAGAUCUUCACGAUAGCAAGGCAACAAAGCCUGCAUCGAGACCAGAUUCUAUCUUCACUGGUGGUGGAGAAGCUCGCGAAGUCAGAGAAAGAUUGCGGGGGCUCAGGUCAGACCGUGCUUAAGUAUCUCGAGGGGAUAGACAAGUGUAAGAAUCUAUCAAUGGCAGAGCGAAAGGUGUUGAAACAACAGGUGAUUAGGAAGGUGAGGAGCUCCUUGAAAGUUCAUAAAUUUGAGGCUCGGAUUUUAGCAGCUUUGGAUGCUUGUCUUUGUAAGGGCUCAAGAGGAGCCAGUAGCAGUACUAGACAUAGAAAGUAAUCAAGUAAUUUGAAAAGAGAACUCUGGCUGGCUCUUUCAGGCCUUCUUGUUGUAACAUUACAAGUUUGUAUUCAAAGGAAUGCAAUUCAGAUAUCAUUAAGACAUACUAUAAAAAAGAUUAUCUAGA
Molecule: messenger RNA, 2293 nt
Organism: Rubroshorea leprosula
Lineage: Eukaryota; Viridiplantae; Streptophyta; Magnoliopsida; Malvales; Dipterocarpaceae
Source: the annotation of a GenBank genome assembly